Messenger RNA from Solanum stenotomum, 1327 nucleotides. Its product is annotated as transcription termination factor MTERF6, chloroplastic/mitochondrial. The transcript is spliced from 2 exons. NCBI's taxonomy places the organism in Eukaryota, Viridiplantae, Streptophyta, Magnoliopsida, Solanales, Solanaceae. The coding region runs from base 140 to 1126 and encodes 328 amino acids. Gene Ontology annotation, biological process: regulation of DNA-templated transcription. Gene Ontology annotation, molecular function: double-stranded DNA binding. The record is from RefSeq and is a predicted model, not a curated record.
UUUGAAAGUUGAAAGGGUUUGAAUAUGAAAGGGAAGUUUUGUCUCCUCAUGAGUAGAGCUGUACAGGCUGCUUAUCCGUUCGCUAGUUGUGAAGUCCAAUAGUAACUCAAAGUGCUCCUCUUCUUCGUCUUCAGGAAAUAUGGAGACUUCGAACAGCCACAGUUCUGGCAUUAUGUGGUUCUUCAAAGAUAAGGGCUUUGAUGAUACAAGUAUUAAUGAAAUGUUCCAAAAGUGCAAGCGCCUUGAGGGUGUGCAAAGAGAAAAGGCGUCUGAAAACUGGGACUACUUGAGAAGCAUAGGCAUCCAAGAGAGAAAACUUCCUUCUGUUGUUCGGAAAUGUCCCAAAAUCCUUACUCUAGGAUUACAUGAGAAACUUUUCCCAAUGGUUAACUGUCUUGAAACACUGGGAUCAAAACCACAGGAAGUUGCUUCUGCCAUUACUAAAUUUCCUCACAUACUCGCUCACAGUGUGGAAGAAAAGCUCUGUCCACUCUUAGGUUUCUUUGAGGCUCUUGGCGUUACUGAGAAACAACUGGGUAAGAUGAUACUGAUCAACCCAAGGAUUAUAAGCUACAGCAUAGAACAUAAGCUUUCACAGAUGGUGGAAUUCCUUUCGAGUCUUCAUCUGGCAAAAGACGGUAUGAUUGGUAAAGUUCUAGUGAAGCAUCCAUACAUUAUGGGCUAUAGUGUUGAUAACCGGCUGCGUCCUACUUCAGAGUUCUUGAAAUCGCUAGGUUUAACAAAUAUGGAUCUCCAGAAAGUGGUAAUUAAUUACCCUGAAGUUUUGUGUAGAGAUGUGAACAAGAUUCUGCAACCUAACCUGUCCUACUUGACAUCACGAGGUUUUGGAGUUGGACAGAUAGCAGCUGUCGUCACCUGUUAUCCUCCUGUUUUGAUAAAGAGUGUUAGCAACUCUUUAGAGCCAAGGAUUAAGUUUCUGAUAGACGUCAUGGGGAGGGGACUUGAUGAAGUUGUUGAUUAUCCGGACUACUUUAGGCAUAGUUUGAAGAGACGAUUACAGUUGAGGCAAAAACUUCUAAUGCAGAAGAACAUAAGCUGUACACUGAGUGAAAUGCUGGACUGUAAUCAGAAGAAAUUCCUAUUCAAGUUUGGUCUAGUUCAGUGAAAGUAUGACCGUGUGCUUCGCCUUCCUUUCUCUCGUAGAGUAUAUAUCUCGAGAUUCAGCUUGUAUCAAUCUAAAAGACCUAUAGGCUAUAGGAAUGAGUUGUCUUUUUCCACCUUUUGCGGUCAUUUGGUCUUCUGAGAAACUAUUAUUGGUAAAUCACUCAUUUGUUAUUUCUGCAAUUGUUGGUUUUAUUCUGUUUAA